Blastomyces gilchristii SLH14081 is the source of this 1826-nucleotide messenger RNA. Its product is annotated as YjeF. The record is from RefSeq and is a predicted model, not a curated record. Gene Ontology annotation, biological process: metabolite repair. Bases 175 to 1365 code for a protein of 396 amino acids. Gene Ontology annotation, molecular function: ATP-dependent NAD(P)H-hydrate dehydratase activity. The transcript is spliced from 6 exons. NCBI's taxonomy places the organism in Eukaryota, Fungi, Ascomycota, Eurotiomycetes, Onygenales, Ajellomycetaceae.
CCCGUUCCCUGAACUAUACAGUUGCGAACCAUCUCUAAAUUUCAAUCAAUUGCUCGCUUUAACGCAUACAGUAAAUGUAUUACUAUAUGGGAAGAUAAAUACACACGCGCGCAAGCCCAGCUAUUUAAAAAGCGACGGUGUAAAAGACAGCUUUAAUCACUUACAUCAAAUCCAAUGUGGAAGCCAGACGACCGCUACCCAACCCAAAUGAUGUCCGGCCCCUCGAAGAAACUGCUCGCUAAUGUGCGAAGGAUUAUCCCGCCCAUGCUGGAGAAGUUUCAUAAAGGACAGCUGGGACGUGUUGCAGUUAUUGGAGGAAGUCCAGAUUAUACAGGUGCCCCGUAUUUUUCUGCAAUGGCUUCUGCAAGACUUGGCUGCGACAUGAGCCAUGUUAUCUGUGAACCAUCCGCGGCAAUCGUAAUAAAAUCCUACUCCCCAAAUCUCAUGGUCCACCCAAUCCUCCAAUCCUCCAGCACCCUCUCCUCAUUCGCCAACAGCCCCCUUUCCCCCCCACACGCCCGUGCGCUCGCAGAGCCCAUCCUCUCCUUCCUAUCCCGCCUACACGUCCUCGUCAUCGGCCCCGGCCUCGGCCGAGACCCAACCACGCAAGAAAUAGUCAUCGAGAUCAUCAAAGAAGCACGCGCGAGGGAAAUCCCCAUAGUCCUAGACGCGGACGCCCUGCUUCUCGUCCAGAACCACCCGGAUCUCAUCCACGGCUACGCAGAGUGCAUUCUGACGCCUAACGUUGUGGAGUUCGCGCGGCUGGCGAAAGCGCUGGGUGUGGAUGCGGCAUCAUCAUCAUCAUCACCACCAUCAUCCGUAUCGGACAAUGAUGCGGGCAAGUCGGCGGCUUGCAAGCGGCUGUCGAUUGCGCUGGGUGGCGUGACGAUUAUACAGAAGGGGCCCCAUGAUGUGAUUUCCAAUGGGAUUGCCAAUGUCAUCUGUGACGUGCGGGGUGGGUUGAAGAGGAGUGGCGGGCAGGGGGAUACGUUGACGGGAUCGUUGGGGACGUUACUUGCGUGGCGCAAGGCGUAUCACGAGGGGCUGUGGGAGACUGGGGAAUCUGAGGCGGAGGCUGGGAGGGAGGAGCUAUCUGAGCGCGAUGUUGAGAAGGAACUUUCGCUUGGUGGUGAGGAGAGUGGCGGUGGUGGAGGCCGGGAGGAAGGUGGUAAUCGGCAACAGAAGAAAUUAUCUAGGCCUGCAACACUUUUGUUAGUUGCGUGGGCGGGUAGUGCGAUAACGAGGGAAUGCUCGAGGAGGGCGUUUGUAGCGAAGGGGAGAAGCAUGCAGGCGAGUGAUUUGACGGACGAAGUGCAUGGGAGCUUUUUGGAUUUGAUUGGGGAGCCUGGGGAGGCGAAGCUGUGAGUGGUUCAUUGCAAGUACGCAUUCAUUUUCGGGUUGUAACGAUGUAGAUCAUUGUUUUAUAGCUCUGCAGGACCGGGAUGGAUGAGAUUUAUGUGAAAACGAGUGUUUUAUGAUGUGAAUUUCCCUACAUACUGAAAAUUGAAAAUGGCAGAGAUUGCUAAACAGGGAGAAGUAUGACGGGUAAUGAAGCGGUGUCCAUCAACCGCAAAACAUUCUCUAAACUACCCCAAAGAGUUACAAAAGGAAUGAAAGGAAACAUCAAAGGAAAAUAAACAGGAGAAAUUAUAUCCAAUCUAGUAUUAUAACUCGGGCCAUGAAUCUCUGAGAAAACCUGGCGUAUCCCAACACUGCAGCACUUGAAAAUGGGAGAAAGACAGGGGGAAAAUCAAAGGGGCUAAAAAAGUACGCAUGGAAACGAAAACUACCGCAGCUAGAUAUAAAUAACCCUGGCUACCAUAUCC